GUUGAGACGAAAAGGCAACCAAGGAAACAGAGGUCUGUUCUUUUGCUCUGCACUGCUGCAAUGAGUUAGAGUGAGACAAAUAUAUAUUUGUCUUACUCUAACUUAUUGCACCUGUGCAGCAGUGCAAAGCGAAAGAACAGACCACAGAUCUGAAACCAUAGAGAGAGAGAGAAAGAGAGAGUACGUUGAGAGGUCGAACACUUUCGGACCAGAUUGUUUUGGAAUUCGUACCUCGGUAUCUUGGAUGAAAAGACAAUAGAGAUAAGUCUGAGUUCAAGUAAAAUAAUAAGAGACAAGAGUAUCACGUUGAAUUGGUUUGGACCAUAUCAUAAUUUUGUCAAAGUUUGGUGCGUUGUAUAGCACUUAUUGAAUUAUUUAUUCACAAUAUAUUGCGUACAGACAAUCUCUUGAACCACGCAAUCGAGGAUAAUCUUCGACACUAUGUUAUUAACGAACGUAUUACUGAAACCUAAGAGCAAAAAUAUCAUGGUCUUAGUAGAAAGUGUUGUAACUGGUCACAAGAUAAUACGUAUACGAGAGAGGAUAGCUGAUAAACUUGAAUUCUUACAUUUUGAUCCUUACGUUCAAUGCAAAGUUCUUUAUAGAGAACUAAAGAGAAUACGUAGCAUGAAGUAGUAUGUACAUCUAGUUUUUACUAUAACAUAUAAGCAAAAUAUAAAAGAUAAAAAUACAAGAUGGACUAAGAAUGCUUACCCAGCUUGAAAUAUAAAGCAACACAACCUUUA
This is a messenger RNA of Odontomachus brunneus, 746 nucleotides long. It is a transcript of the gene mRpL33, whose product is annotated as 39S ribosomal protein L33, mitochondrial-like. The record is from RefSeq and is a predicted model, not a curated record. NCBI's taxonomy places the organism in Eukaryota, Metazoa, Arthropoda, Insecta, Hymenoptera, Formicidae. Bases 442 to 636 code for a protein of 64 amino acids. Gene Ontology annotation, cellular component: mitochondrion. The transcript has 3 exons. Gene Ontology annotation, biological process: translation.